GGGGGGGAAGCCGCCCGGAUUUCUUCUUCUACCCAAGGCUUGCUGAGCAGUUGAUGCAGAAGGUCAAGAGGGCUCGUCUGGAAAACAAAACUUCAGGAAGUUGGAGAAGUUCCUUGACCAGCUCAGGAGGAAGGCCGAGGAUGACGGCGGUGGAUGCCCUGCUGGAGAACGCCGAAGUUGUGGAGAUGGAAGAAACGGCCUCAUCCCAGUUCCACGUGGAGAAGCACUCAUGGGAGGGGCUGCGCGACAUCAUCCACGGAAGCCGCAAGUACACGGGGAUGAUCGUCAACAAGGCGCCCCAUGAUUUCCAGUUUGUCCGGAAGACCGAGGAGUCCAGCCCUCAUUCUCACCGCUUAUAUUAUCUUGGAAUGCCAUACGGAAGCAGGGAGAAUUCCCUCCUCUACUCUGAGAUUCCCAAAAAGGUACGGAAGGAAGCCCUUCUCUUGUUGUCAUGGAAACAGAUGCUGGAUCACUUCCAGGCUACCCCCCACCAUGGGAUGUACUCCAGGGAGGAGGAGCUGCUGAGGGAGCGCAAGCGGCUGGGCGUCUUCGGGAUCACCUCCUAUGACUUCCACCGGGAGAGCGGCCUCUUCCUCUUCCAGGCCAGCAACAGCCUCUUUCACUGUCGAGAUGGAGGCAAAAACGGCUUCAUGGUCUCACCAAUGAAGCCACUGGAACUCAAGACCCAGUGCUCAGGGCCCCGAAUGGAUCCCAAAAUCUGUCCGGCAGAUCCCUCUUUCUUCUCAUUCAUCAACAACAACGACCUCUGGGUAGCAAACAUCAAGACGGGAGAGGAGCGCCGACUGACAUAUUGCCAGAAAGGCUUAUCCAGCGUGUUGGAUGACCCCAAAUCGGCAGGUGUCGCCACUUUCAUCAUUCAGGAGGAGUUUGAUCGGUUUACAGGGUACUGGUGGUGUCCCACCUCUUGCCAAGAAGGCCCUGAGGGCUGGAAAACGUUACGGAUCUUGUACGAGGAGGUGGACGAGUCGGAAGUGGAAAUCAUUCAUGUUCCUUCUCCUGCCUUGGAAGAAAGGAAGACGGACUCGUACCGGUAUCCCAGAACAGGCAGCAAGAACCCCAAGAUCUCGUUGAAGCUGGCCGAAUUUCAGACAGACAGCCAGGGGAAGAUGGUCUGUGCCCAAGACAAGGAGCUGGUGCACCCAUUUGCUACGAUGUUCCCAAGGGUGGAGUACAUUGCGCGGGCUGGGUGGACCCGGGAUGGGAAAUACGCCUGGGCCAUGUUCCUGGACCGACCUCAGCAGCAACUCCAAGUGGUCCUCCUCCCCCCCACGCUCUUCAUCCCCAUCCCGGAGAGCGAGGAGCAGCGCUUGGAAUUCGCCAGAGCUGUGCCUGAAAAUGUCCAGCCCUUCAUCAUCUAUGAGGAGGUCACCGACGUGUGGAUCAAUGUGCACGACAUCUUUUACCCUUUCUGCCAGCCCGAGGGAAAGGAGGACGAACUCUGCUUCAUCCGCGCCAACGAAUGCAAGACCGGGUUCUGCCAUCUGUACAGGGUCACGGCCAUCCUGAAGAGGGACAGCUAUGACUGGACGCGGCCCUACGUCCCAAGCAAAGGGGACUUCAAAUGCCCGAUCAGGGAAGAGAUUGCCCUAACUGCUGGCGAAUGGGAAGUUCUGGCCAGGCAUGGAUCCAAGAUCUGGGUGAAUGAAGAAACAAAGCUGGUGUACUUCCAGGGCACCAAGGACACCCCUCUGGAACAUCACCUCUACGUUGUCAGCUACGAGACUCCCGGGGAGAUCGUACGGCUCACCUCCUUGGGUUUCUCUCACAGCUGUUCCAUGAGCCAGAAUUUCGACAUGUUCAUCAGCCACUACAGCAGUGUCAGCACUCCCCCCUGCGUGCAUGUUUACAAACUCAGCGGGCCAGAUGACGACCCCCUUCACAAGCAGCCGAAAUUCUGGGCCAGCAUGAUGGAGGCAGCCAGCUGCCCUGCCGAUUACAUCCCCCCCGAGAUUUUCCACUUCCGCACGCAGUCGGAUGUUGAGCUGUACGGGAUGGUGUACAAGCCCCACAACCUCCAGCCUGGGAAGAAGCACCCCACCGUGCUCUUUGUGUACGGAGGACCUCAGGUCCAGCUAGUGAAUAACUCCUUCAAAGGCAUCAAGUACCUGCGGCUCAACACGCUGGCAUCCCUCGGCUACGCUGUGGUGGUGAUCGAUGGGCGGGGAUCUUGCCAGAGGGGCCUUAAAUUUGAAGGGGCUCUGAAGAAUCAGAUGGGUCAGGUGGAGAUCGAGGACCAAGUGGAGGGUUUACAUUACGUUGCAGAGAAAUACGGGUUUAUCGACCUCAGCCGCGUUGCCAUCCACGGCUGGUCGUACGGAGGUUUCCUGUCUCUGAUGGGGCUUAUUUGCAAGCCCCACAUCUCCCAGGUUGCUAUCGCAGGGGCCCCCGUCACUGUCUGGAUGGCUUAUGACACCGGCUAUACGGAAAGGUACAUGGACGUCCCAGAAAACAACCAGCAAGGCUACGAAGCAGGCUCGGUGGCGCUGCAUGUAGACGAGCUCCCCAAUGAACCUAACCGGCUGCUGAUCCUCCAUGGGUUUCUGGAUGAAAACGUGCACUUUUUCCACACCAAUUUCCUGAUCUCCCAGCUCAUUCGCGCUGGGAAACCUUAUCAGCUACAGAUCUACCCCAACGAGCGACACAGUAUUCGCUGCCCAGAGUCGGGGGAGCAUUACGAAAUCACGCUGCUGCACUUUCUCCAAGAAUACCUCUGAGGGCCCCCUGUGGACGCCUGACGACUCCGGACUCCGCUCCUUGCCUCUGCUCUCCUCGCCCCUCGGCAGCCUUCGAACCCAGAGCACAAAGUCGCCUUUCGCUGCGGGUGCGUCUCCUGUGCCGGAUGUGUCCCAAGUUAAAAGAGGAAACCGCCCCAUCUGGAUGGCGCAGCUCUCGCACCUGGUUCCUUCAGCUCCUCUCUUGUUUUUUAAAAACAUUUCCCUGGGGGGGGGGGUUUGCUGCUACUUUUUUUUUUCCAUGCUGGGACUAAAGACAGACGUUCCUCCCCAUGGCAAUUUCCUGUGUGUGUUUCUGUGCCCCCCCCUCAAACUGUAUCCCGCCCUCUUGCCUGCAACAUUUUCUUUGCUUUUCCUUGCCUUUUGGGAGAUGGAAGAGCCCCCCCGCAGCUGCCAAGAAGGAGAGGCAGAGGUGAAGGAUGGGGGGGGGGGCAGCAUGCAUCUAAGGACGGAUGUGGGUGAUGCGUCUUCAGCUCUGCCUUGGUGCUUCUUCGCUUCCUUGCUGCGCCGUGCUUGAAAAUGAGGAACUCUGGGAUCGCGAGGCGGCUCCGAUUGGGAAGUACGAAGUGCUGUUGCGUCGGGGGAUCCUUCUCUGCAACCCCCCACCCCACCCCCAGUUUGGGUCUGGUGAUGCUCUUUCGGAAGAGGAAGACAAGACUCCGGCACAGGCGCGGCGCUCAAGGGGCCAGGGACUGCAGCGGCUCCUGGUUUGUUUGUGUUGCAGGAUUAAUUUAUGCAAAUGUCCCUCUCCCUGCCCCCCCCCCAUCCUGUCUUCUCGUUCCUGGAUCCACCCCACAGCCCUUUUCUCCUCCCCGUCUCCUCCUUCUCCCUACCCAUGCUGUGCGUUCUGGCGUGUGCGCCACAGACAGGCACCCCUUCAGUUCUCUGCAGGUCAGCGACUGUAUCGCCUCGCCCAUCUGACCCAGGCAGACCUCUCGUUGCUCUCCCCCCCUCCCCCACCACCCCUGUCUUCAGUCCUAACACCAGUCUUCACAGGCUGUAGUCAAGGCCGAGGGGUGGGGGGGGAGGUUUGCCACGUUUUUGCACCUCAGGGGGAACCCUCCUUGCCUGCGUGCUCACAGCCUCCCUUUCCCCCACUCUUCUCCAGACAGGGGGUACAGGGAGGGGGCAGAGGAAGGCGCCACCGAAGCCGAGGAGAAGCAUCCACUUGCCUACAAGACGAACCACAAAACGACUUGCCCAAGUUAUCUUAAGUGCGUAUUAUGAAAAGAAAAUAUUUUUAUGGAUUCUUAUUCUUUUAUAAUUAUGAGUGUAAGAUGUAGUGACUCAUUAAAAUAUUGGAAACCGGC
This is a messenger RNA of Heteronotia binoei (common prickly gecko), 4063 nucleotides long. RefSeq names its product dipeptidyl peptidase 9 (gene DPP9). Lineage: Eukaryota; Metazoa; Chordata; Lepidosauria; Squamata; Gekkonidae. Gene Ontology annotation, molecular function: serine-type peptidase activity; dipeptidyl-peptidase activity. The record is from RefSeq and is a predicted model, not a curated record. The coding region runs from base 54 to 2735 and encodes 893 amino acids. Gene Ontology annotation, biological process: proteolysis. The transcript is spliced from 21 exons.